GAGAGCCCGCGGGCGUCCCGGUCCGAGGCGCGGGGGAGGCGGUGGCCACCGAGAAGCCCGCCGGCGGCUUGCAAUUCCCUCGCCCGGCGCGCGCCUUUCGCAGAGGGAAGGAGCAAGAGGGCCCCUACCUCAUCGUGCGCGGGCGGGGUCGGCGCUUGUCGCGUGUGGGGCGCAGUGGGGCGGGCGGCGGGUGGCAGUGGAGGGAGCGAGAGGUGCAGGGGUGACUUUGUUGGCAGCAGGACUAGCUGGAGAGCUAGACCUGGAAGCGCAUCCGGGAAGGACUUGCGGGGCAGAGGAGGGCGUGGGCGUAUCUGGUAUGGGAUGCAGCGGAAAGGAGGGGGCCUUCCUGAGUAGAUCUGUGGGUGAUUCCUUCGAGGAAGCCUCGUUUUCCCUUUUAUUUGUCAGCGAGGGAGUCUCCAUGGUCUCUGUUCAAGUUCUGGAAACUUUCUCUUUGGGUGGGCUUAAUCACCUACUACUACAUCGUAGAACUGCCCAGGGCCCUUUCUGAUAUUGGUCACAAACGUAGGGAGUAUGUCAGAAAACAGAAAGCCGCUGCUGGGCUUUGUAAGCAAACUCCCUAGUGGGACUGCACUUGGGAACUCAGGCAAGACUCACUGCCCCUUGUGCUUGGGGCUUUUCAAAGCCCCCAGGCUCUUGCCUUGUUUGCAUACAGUUUGCACCACGUGUCUGGAGCAGCUGGAGCCCUUCUCAGUAGUGGACAUCCGAGGGGGAGACUCUGACACAAGCUCUGAGGGGUCAAUAUUCCAGGAACUCAAGCCACGAAGUCUGCAGUCGCAGAUCGGCAUCCUUUGUCCGGUAUGUGAUGCUCAAGUGGACCUACCCAUGGGUGGAGUGAAGGCUUUAACCAUAGACCACCUGGCCGUGAAUGAUGUGAUGCUGGAGAGCCUGCGUGGGGAAGGCCAGGGCCUGGUGUGUGACCUGUGCAACGACAGGGAAGUAGAGAAGAGGUGUCAGACCUGCAAAGCCAACCUCUGCCACUUCUGCUGCCAGGCUCAUAGGCGGCAGAAGAAAACGUCUUACCACACCAUAGUGGACCUAAAAGACUUGAAAGGCUACAGCCGGAUUGGGAAGCCCAUCAUGUGUCCUCUUCACCCUGCAGAGGAACUGAGGCUGUUCUGUGAGUUCUGUGACCGGCCUGUGUGCCGGGAUUGCGUGGUGGGGGAGCAUCGGGAACACCCCUGCGACUUCACCAGCAAUGUCAUCCACAAGCAUGGGGACUCUGUGCGGGAGCUCCUCAAAGGUACUCAGCCCCACGUGGAGGCCCUGGAGGAAGCCCUGGCUCAGAUCAACAUAAUGAACAGUGCCCUCCAGAAACGAGUGGAGGCAGUGGCAGCUGAUGUCCGGACAUUCUCGGAGGGCUACAUUAAGGCCAUUGAGGAGCAUCGGGACAAGCUGCUGAAGCAGCUGGAAGACAUACGGGCCCAGAAGGAAAAUUCCCUGCAGCUGCGGAAGGCCCAGCUGGAACAGUUACUGGCAGACAUGCGGACUGGAGUGGAGUUCACCGAGCACCUGCUGACCAGCGGCUCAGACUUGGAGAUCCUCAUCACCAAGGGGGUGGUAGUAGAACGGCUCAGGAAGCUGAACAAAGUUCAAUAUAGCGCCCGUCCUGGAGUAAAUGAUAAGAUACGCUUCUGUCCUCAGGAGAAAGCAGGCCAGUGCCAUGGCUAUGAAAUUUAUGGUACCAUUAAUACCAAAGAGGUUGAUCCAGCCAAAUGUGUCCUACAAGGAGAAGACCUCCACAGAGCCCGGGAGAAACAGACAGCCUCUUUCACCCUGCUUUGUAAGGAUGCUGCAGGAGAAAUCAUGGGCAGGGGAGGAGACAACGUUCAAGUUGCCAUUGUCCCUAAAGAUAAGAAAGACAGCCCAGUCAGAACAAUGGUCCAGGAUAACAAGGAUGGGACAUACUACAUUUCCUAUACCCCCAAGGAACCUGGCGUCUAUACUGUGUGGGUCUGCAUCAAAGAACAGCAUGUGCAGGGCUCGCCAUUCACUGUGACCGUGAGGAGAAAGCACUGCCCACACCCAGGCGUGUUUCACUGCUGCACCUUCUGCUCCAGCGGGGGCCAGAAAACGGCUCGCUGUGCCUGUGGAGGCACCAUGCCAGGUGGGUACCUAGGCUGUGGCCAUGGACACAAAGGCCACCCAGGUCGUCCCCAUUGGUCAUGCUGUGGAAAAUUUAAUGAGAAAUCUGAAUGCACAUGGACAGGUGGGCAGAGCGCACCGAGGAGUCUACUUAGGACUGUGGCUCUCUGAUGGGUUUGUGCUCAGCCUUUUAAAGCUGCAGGCACCACUUGAGAUUUCCAGAGGACCCAGACCUUCGUUCAUUCUAAAGAGACUGAUAGAAUUAAAAACAAAGUGCCUUAUCUUGCA
This is a messenger RNA of Symphalangus syndactylus (siamang), 2391 nucleotides long. RefSeq names its product tripartite motif containing 45 (gene TRIM45). Gene Ontology annotation, molecular function: protein binding; ubiquitin protein ligase activity; zinc ion binding. NCBI's taxonomy places the organism in Eukaryota, Metazoa, Chordata, Mammalia, Primates, Hylobatidae. Gene Ontology annotation, cellular component: nucleoplasm. The record is from RefSeq and is a predicted model, not a curated record.